Haliotis rufescens (red abalone) is the source of this 2352-nucleotide messenger RNA. RefSeq lists its product as uncharacterized. The transcript is spliced from 6 exons. The record is from RefSeq and is a predicted model, not a curated record. Lineage: Eukaryota; Metazoa; Mollusca; Gastropoda; Lepetellida; Haliotidae. The coding region runs from base 187 to 1593 and encodes 468 amino acids.
CGUAUGGAUAAGAACCCCUGCCCAGCAUAACACGCCAUAUUUCUCUCGGAGGCGCAGUGAGGGCUGGAUCGAGGUUAAUAUCAAACCACACGAAAGAUCGGGGUUGUCUUCUUCCUUCUGACACUUGUCUGAGGCAGGGAGAAAGUAAACGGCAUUGGCAGCCAUUGACAGUUAGAGAAUUUCAAAAUGGAGGCGGUUGAUCGCGAAUCCUUUUCCGUGUUGGGCGAAGACUCGGACGCCGAGACGGACAUACAGGAAGAGGACUGGACGCCGGACUUUAAGAAAAACCAGAAGCGGAUGAGCAUCAUCAGGAAAAUACAGCAGCUGUGUGGGAAGGAUGACAGCAACUCCACGCCUCUCCAUGUUGUCGUUAUAGGGCCUGCUGGGGUGGGGAAGUCGGCGUUUAUCAACACUGUCGGAGCUGCGUUUGACGGCGACAGGUGGCGGGAGCACAGCUACUCGGGGUCUCACGGCGAGGCGGGAGGACAGAUCACGGUAUUUACCACAAACUAUGAGAAGUGCUGCAAGGCCGAUAAGUACCCGGAUGAUCUUCUACCAACCCUCAUCGAUGUGGCUGGAUUUCACGACCAGGCCGGGGAUGAGUUUGUGGAACUACUUCGCAUUGUGUUCUACGGUCGACUUCCGGUUGGCGAAUCACUGGCGGAAGCGGCGAAGUACUACAAGGAUUGUGGACUGGAAGGACUCCGGUCCAAGUACAACCAGAACAAUGAGAAGCUGAAGGUAGACCGUGUCAUCUUUCUCUCCUCCGCCAUCCAGCUCGUCCCAGAGAACCUCAUUUCAUGCGUCAUGCAGGCGGCCAGACCGUCGGGAAUCCAAGACAAAAAGAGAACAAUUCCGUUGUUCGGCGUCAUGACGAAGUACGACAAGGUGGUGCCACAGGCAGAGUUCGAGAAGCUGAAAGAAAAGGCAGGAUCCAAUUCUGCCAAAAUUGAUGUCAUCGGACAAGUGGACUAUGAUAAGCGAGAGAGUCGGUUCAUCGAGGCGUUAGGUCUUGGAGGAUCCAAACAUCGGUUCCUUCGCUGCUCCAACUACUGCGAUGACGUCGACAAGGACCACAGGCGCACAGAAACCGUCAUCCCUGACCUUGACAUUCCGGUGCUGAAAUUCUUCACCCAGGUCACUGACCCCGUCAUGAAAGUGCUGAGCAAGGAUGAGUCCUACUCCCGUGGACUCGCACCGGAAACGGUUCCCGAACCGGAAGUUGAGACCACGACGCAAACGCGGGCACCGAAAGGCGCGACUCCAGAAAAAGGAAGCCGAACGGGAAUUGUUGAGAAUUUUGGUGAAACUGGGGUGUCGGUUCUGUUGAUUACCAUCGAGGCGAUCUUUGUAGCUUUUUUCCUCAACUUCCUUCUGAAGUCCCAGGUUGACGUCAACAAAGUGAAAGUAGCCUGUCAAUUUAUGACGGCCCGAAACACCCCCCAUGCCCAGGUCGGGAUGACAGACAUAUGCAAGGACGUGAACAGCUCGGAUGACUGGACCAGUCUGACGUUCUACAUUGCACUUAUCAUGAUGAUUGUCAUCAGAGUGGCAUCGACGCUGGCCACCAUACAUAUCUUUCGACGUAACUGAUGGCCCCGGAUUCUUCAUUGUUCUGUUCAGGUUUGCCAUCGCUUGACAGCAUGAUAAUUCACACUCGCAGUUUUCUGUCUUUCAUUGGUACAUACGCUAUACUGGAGGAAUGAGUGAGUGAGUGAAUGACUGUUGUUUUAAACCGCAUUUUGGUAGCAGUGUGACAGUUUAACGGCGGGGGACACCAGAAAUUGUGUCACACAUUGUUCACACGUAGGACAUUGAACCCGGACCAUCGGCGUAACGAGCCAACACGUACACCACAAGGCUAACCUACCGUGUAAGAAUGUCCCGAAGCAAUUACAAGGUGGCUUACUUUCAGAGACAAAGAAUUGUGUGAAAUACGUUAAAGAUGACACCAAGGACUGUGUUCGAUCGCCUAGGGUGAUUUAAACACUCGAAGGUGGGCCCUCCCUCGGUCAUUGUUAAAGGCGCCACACCUUCACUUAACUUUGUAGAUAGUCGGAUUUAGUUUCUCUUAAAGGCCGAACUCAUAAUUAUAUGUGCGUAAUGUAUUAUGUUAACAGUGAAACCUCGUUAAUCCAGACAGGACAGUCUCCUAUGAAAUCACCCGGACAUCAACACCCGGAUUAACUUAGAGCGCUUGUUUUAUUAUAAAUAUAGUUCCUUUGUAAAUAUAUAUAUGCAGACGGUUCCAACAGUAUUCGUCCAGAAGGCAAUGUGUCUGGAUUAGGGUUUCGCUGUCCAACUGUCGAUAAUAAUUGUAACCGGACUCAAUAAAGAACAUAUGUUCUUCAA